Messenger RNA from Nannizzia gypsea CBS 118893, 2283 nucleotides. RefSeq names its product transcription initiation factor TFIID subunit 5. Gene Ontology annotation, biological process: transcription initiation at RNA polymerase II promoter. The transcript has 5 exons. Gene Ontology annotation, molecular function: protein binding; RNA polymerase II general transcription initiation factor activity. Lineage: Eukaryota; Fungi; Ascomycota; Eurotiomycetes; Onygenales; Arthrodermataceae. Gene Ontology annotation, cellular component: transcription factor TFIID complex. The record is from RefSeq and is a predicted model, not a curated record. Bases 1 to 2283 code for a protein of 760 amino acids.
AUGUCAGGUCCUGCUGGAGCACCCAGCCCUGGUCCUAGGAGCGCCAGCACUGGCCCAGGGACUGCAGUUACGAUGCCUUCUCAACAUCAACAACCUAUAUCCAGCGGACCUUCCUCUGGCGGUGCCACACCAGCUGUACCCAACAGGCCCGGACCUGUAUCCCAGCAGGAUUUGAACCAGAUUGUUAUCGACUAUUUGGCAAAAAAGGGUUAUAAUCGAACCGAAGCCAUUUUCCGAAUGGAAUCAUCGAACCAAGAAAUUGAUGGGCGCCCUUUGUUACCAGUCUCGACUGAUACUCACCCGAAAUUCAGGGCUGCCUUUGAAAUGACAAAGCUAUGGGUUGAAGACAAUUUGGAGAUCUACAAGCCCGAACUUAGACGCGUUCUUUGGCCUCUUUUUGUCUACUCUUAUUUGAACCUCAUCAGAGCUAUGACUCCGUUAGAAGGCCGCCAAUUUUUUGAAGCAAACAAAAACCUGUUUCUUCCGGAGCACACGGAUGAUAUUCGUGCAUUGCAGACCCUCGGCCUUCCUGAGCAUGUUCAGGACAACAAUAUUGCUAAGCUAUACCUCGACAACAAGUACCGGCUUACCCUGAGUAACCCUGCUUUCUCGAAUCUUAUGCAGUUUCUCGAGACUAAGCAUAAGGAGGGUGGAACUGUUAUGUCGGCAUUGUUGAGUAGUUACUGCACCAUCAUCACCAAGGACCGCGCUUCCGAUGACCGAUUCAGUUUUGGUGCAAUGCUCGCCAGAGGCAAAAAUUCAGCCGGUGUACCCGCUGAAGAUGAAGGAAUUCCCGGUCAUCAUCCCGGUUCUGCCUAUACAGGUGACAAUCCUGGAAUUGCUGGAGCCCUUCCACGGCUCAAACUUGGACAGCUACCCCCAGAGGCCACCUUGGAAGGGGACGUUCGCGGAGAACUAGAAGAGGAGGAUUCCAAGGAGGACCUUGGGCCGGGAAAAGUAACACUUGUCCAGCAUUUUGACCAGAUGAUUAAGAAAGAAGAAGAUCUUGACGCUCCUUCUCGCUCAGAAAUCCCAUAUCCUCCUUCUACUGCACGAGAUGUGGCUAUGGAAGUUCAGAAAGUAAAAGAAAACCGUGACAGGUUCAAAAUCGAUGGACGCAGCGGAGGUGUUGCCCCUGGAGUUAGUGUCUGCAUGUUUACUUUCCACAAUGCAAACCAAGGAAUUACGUGCAUGGAUUUUUCUGGAGACAACAAUCUUGUAGCCGCCGGUAUGCAAGAUUCCUAUAUCCGUGUUUGGAGCCUGGACGGACGUCCCAUUCCUCCCACAUACCCCGAUGCGGACGACCCCACUCCCAAAAACUCGCACAGAUUGUAUGGUCAUUCUGGCCCAGUUUAUGCUGUGUCGUUUGCUCCGUCCAUAGCAAGCCCAGAUGAUGCGGAGGUGAAAACCAAUGCUCGUUGGCUUCUUUCCUCAUCCGCUGAUCAAACUAUCCGUCUUUGGUCCCUUGACCUUUGGAGGUGUAUCGUUGUGUACAAAGGCCAUGCUGGGCCUGUCUGGAGCCUGUCAUGGGGACCUUUUGGACACUAUUUCGUCUCCGGUGGUCAUGACAAAACUGCAAGGCUUUGGGUUACCAACAAAAUUCGACAGCAACGUAUCUUUGUCGGACACGAUCAAGAUGUUGAUUGCGUGUGUUUCCACCCAAAUUCCGCUUACGUAUUUACCGCAAGCUCUGACCAUACCGUUCGCAUGUGGUCUGUAAGCACGGGAAAUGCUGUUCGUAUGUUUACCGGCCACACUGGAAACAUUACCGCCGUGUCAUGCAGCAACGAUGGACGGCUCCUUGCUUCUGCUGAUGACCAUGGGACUAUCAUUCUCUGGGAUCUUGCCCCUGGAAAGCUUCUUAAGCGCAUGCGUGGCCAUGCAAAGGGUGGUAUCUGGGCUUUGUCUUGGAGCGCUGAAUCCAAUGUCCUUGUUUCUGGCGGUGCAGACGGCACAGUCCGUGUUUGGGAUGUCGCGGGACCCCCUAGCGAAGCCUCUACUGGGCAAGGCCGCGUUCUCACGGAGUCAGGGGGUGGAACCAAGAUUGAUGCCUCCAAUUCGACAAGCGCAGCACCCAAUCAAUCGGCGGCGGCGGCAGCAUCUGUGGCAGGAGCGCCAAAAUCCGGCACAGCCAAGGGUAGUUCGACUAAGAAGAAAAAAGGGAAGGAUGCAGUUGUUACGGCAGAUCAGAUCAGCGCAUUUCCAACCAAGAAAACCCCUGUUUUCAAUGUUACUUUUACCAGAAUGAAUCUAGUCAUUGCCGGAGGAGCAUAUACGCCCUGA